Molecule: messenger RNA, 4591 nt
Organism: Diabrotica balteata
Lineage: Eukaryota; Metazoa; Arthropoda; Insecta; Coleoptera; Chrysomelidae
Source: the annotation of a GenBank genome assembly
GUUUAAUGUCAAUGUUAAAUAUAAACAAAAUUUAAAUGAAAUCAAUCUUACAAACGCCGGAUUGAAUUUCUGUAACAUAUUAUCGAUUUUACUAUAAAUGUAGAUAUUUACCAUAGAAACAGGCAUUUAAUCGACAUAAAUAAAAUAGAUAUAUACAUUUAAUAUUCACAAGAUAGUGUAAUACCUAGUAUGGAUGAGGAAGAAAAUGAAGAAUCCACAAGCCCUGCUCGUCGUUCAUUACAAAAAUCAUCCGAAGACGUAUUUGAAGAGGAACCAAUUGGUUCUCUAUCAACUGGUGUAAGUUCUUACCAAAUCAAACCAACACUUCAGAACAAGUUUAAAGAGCUACCAGUAAAGGAGAUCAUAAGAAAUGUUGUUGCAGCUAUGCUAACAGGAAUGGCCUAUGAUCCAGAUCGAGCUAAAAAUUGGUCCAUGCUGAUUUCCAACGAAGUCAAUGAAAAAGUUAGAGAUUUACAGAUGAAACGAUAUAAACACAUUGUUCAAGUUAUCAUUGGAGAAAUGAAAGGAGCUGGUGUUAAAUCUGCUGUUAGAUGUGUUUGGGAUUCAGAUGUGGAUGGUUACACAAGUGAUAUAUUUAUAAAUGACACCAUCUUCUGCGUGACCACCGUUUUCGCGAUAUAUCUGUAUUGAUCUUAGUACUAAAUUAUUUUAGAUAGUUGUUAUAAUAUUGCCAUAUUGGAGGAAGACUGUCAUUUUCACUAUUUUUUUUUUUUUUUUUUCAUUUUGGUCAAUGAAGUAACAAAUCUAUGUUUUUCACUUAAUAAGCUGCUCACUUUAGUGGUACCUGCUAUUUUCUUUCGUAUGUUUUAAUAAUUUGGUACAUUCUAAUCAAAACAUAUAAUUUAUUACACUGUAUAUCAGGAAAGGCGAUCAUUUUAUAAAAUAUACACACUCAAAUCAUAUUCAUAAAAAAAUUUUAGAAUGAGAGUAUUUACUUAGAUAUUAAACAUAGAUUCACACUGUAAAACAUUCGGUUCCAUACUUACUUAUUUAUUGGCCCCUUCAGUAUACACUUUCCCUACGUCCCUAUAACAUUCUUUAUGAAUAGUCUGUGAAUGAAACUGUGAUUGAAGUUUUUUUAAGUCAGCUCCAUCAGAACAUUAUGAUGCUUUCCUUUUCACAGCUUUGAUGGACUCAAAGCUUGUUCUUUUAGUAAAGAUUGUACCUUAAAAGUCGCUGGCAAAUAAAAUAGAUGAUUUAAUACUGCUAUGCUUGGCUAUAAUUCUCUAACAAUUUGUCUUUGUGGAUUCUCAAAGUGUAGCAAGAACUUUCCAUUAAGGAAAAUGCUCUAAAUUACACAAUUUACAUGAAAAUGAAAAUAAUGCAAGUAACAUUAAAAUAUUUAUUAAACGAUUAUGUCGAGACUGCUCCAGAUGUCGCUUCAAGGAAAUCACUCCACCGUCAGAGAGGGCAUUCAGAAGUAAUGUGUUGUACUGUUUGUCCUUUCUCAAGAUUGAACCCACUUUGCUAGAAUGUUUGCACAUUUAUCUACCCGGUAUGGAUUCUAUUUGGUAUGUACCAUGUUUUAUGCUCCAAAUCAAAUCCUAAUCAGUUGACUGGGAUGGAGUACUAUAUGAAUGUGUUGUUUUGUGCUUUGGUUCUGUUAUGAGGGUCAAUAAUCAAUUAAUGACGGAUAGAAAUAUAUAAUGCUUAUUAAUUAAAACCAUAUUGCACAUCUUUUUCUUUUUCUUUACCCUCUUAUAUAUGUUUUUUAGGAUUCUAAAAUAAAGGAUUUUUCGUUCAAAUGUACUUAAUAGGAUCUCAUCGCUUUUCGACAGUGUUCACUUCUCUGAUCCAUAUACAAGGGCCGGUUUUAUCAGGGUCUUGUAUACUUUGCAUUUGGUUUUUCUUGUGAUGUUGGAUCUUACAUGUUGAAUUAGUCCAUUAUAUGUUUUAUUAGCGAUAUGUAUUCUUCUCUUAACUUCUUCAUUGAUAUUGCUAUCUGCGGUAACUAGUGAACGUAGAUAUGUAAAACUUUUCACGCUUUCGAUGUUAUAGUCUCGUAUUAUCAGAUUCUGUAGGUUUCUUUGGCCUGUCGAUUUACUGGCCUUCAUGUAUUUCAUUUUUAUUUCGUUAAUGUUUAGGCCACUGUUUUGUGCUGCUCUUUCUAUCGCAUUAAAUGCUCUAUCAUCUCUCUUUCGCUUCUAGCUAUGAUAUCAACUUCAUCUGCAAAUGCCAAUAUUUGUACACUUUUGUUAUUAUUGUUCCUCUUGUGUUGACUUUUGACUCCCUAAUUAUUUUCUCUAAUGUGAUGUUGAAUAGAAUACAGGAUAGGGCAUCUCCCUGUCGUAGGCCCGUUCUCACAUGGAUUGUAUCUGUUAGUUCGUUUUGAAUUCGAAUUUUGCUUUGUACUUUAAGUGUUUCUUUUACUAUAUCAAUGAGUUAAGUUGGAUUAUUAAUCUCUUUCAGUUCAUGGAUCAGAAAUUCUCGAUGGAUGCUAUCAUAGGCACUCUCAAAGUCAAUGAAAAGAUGAUGUUUGUCUAUAUUAAAUUCACUAGUCUUUUCCAAGAUUUACCUCAAGACGAAGAUCUGAUCUAUUGUGGACUUCUGCCUGCGGAAACCACAUUUAUAUCCCCCAACUAUUUGUUCAGCAUAUGGUCUCAAUCGGUCAUACACAAUAUUUGACAGUAUUUUAUAUGCCACAGUCAGUAGCGGUAUUGCCCGGUAGUUUUUGCAUUGAAAAACCUGAUCUCCCUUUUUACGUAGUGGGAUAAUUACUCCGGUAUUCCACUCUUGUGGCAGUUAUUUAUUAUUCCAUAUGUUUACUAUUAGUUCGUAUAUCGCAAUAGGGAGUCUCCACUUUCCUUUAUUUCUUCUUCUUCACGUGCCAUCUCCGCUACGAAGGUUGGCUAUCAUCAUGGCAAUUUUGCUCCUGGAGGCUGCCGCUCGGAACAAUUGUAUGGAAGUGCAAGCAAACCACUCCCUGAGGUUUCUCAACCGUGACCUUCUCCUACCUAUGCUGCGCCUACCUUCAAUCUUUCCUUGCAUAAUUAGUUGUAACAGUUGAUAUUUAUUCCCACGUGUAAUAUGUCCCAGGUAUUGUAGUUUCCUCAUUUUAACAUUCAAUACGACCUCCUUUUGUUUGUUCAUCCUGUCUAAUACAACUUGGUUAGUUAUCUUAUCCUUCCAGGAGAUUUUUAACAUUCUUCGGUACGCCCACAUCUCAAAUGCCUCCAGCUUACCCAUACAUUGCUUAUUUAGUGUCCACGCCUCCACCCCAUAUAACAGGACCGAGAAAACAUAACAUUUAAGCAUUCGUAUUUUCAGCUUUAGGCUUAGGUUUCGGCUACACAACAUUUGUUUCAUAUUGUUAAAGGCACUGCGAGCUUUCUCUAUUCUUAUUCUUAUUUCUCUGGUGUAUUCGUUUGACUCGUUAAUAUUUGUUCCGAGGUAAUUGUAAUUUUGUACUCGUUCAAUGAGAUUCUGUCCUACAUGUAAGUUGAUAUUAUUGAUACGUUUCUUUGUAAUUAUCAUGAAUUUGGUCUUCUUUGUAUUCAGUGACAGACCAAAUUCUUCACUUGCUUCAACCACUUUGUUUAGUAAUAUCUGUAGGUCGUCUAUAUUUUCUGCUAUGAGUGCGGUAUCAUCAGCAUAUCGGAUAUUGCAAAUGGGGUGACCGUUGAUCUUUACUCCGGCUUUUUCGUUCAUAAGAGCUUUUUUAAUAACUUCUUCCGCGUAGACAUUGAACAAGGUUGGAGACAACACACAGCCCUGCCGAACACCUCUUUUGAUCUGUAUUCUAUCUGAUAUCGAGCUGUUAAUUCGUACUGUUGCUUCUUGUUUGUAGUAUAGAUUCCUUAUCACUCGAAUGUCCCUUGUAUCAAUAUUUUUAUUUUCCAGUAUUUGCAUCAGUGGCCUAUGUUUUACUGUAUCAAAUGCUUUGUUAUAGUCUAGGAAACACACAAAUAUGUCCUGAUUUACGUCUAAGCAUCGUUGUGUUAGAACAUUAAAAGCAAACAGUGCCUCUCUAGUUCCUAGUCCGUCUCUAAAGCCAAAUUGAGAGGGUCCGAUGUCAACUUCCAAUUUUUUUAUAUAUUCGCCGAUGAAUGAUUUUUCCUUUAUUAAUUCUGCGUUAAUGUUCUCUAAUCCAGGUGACUUGUUGUUUUUCACGUAACGUAUUUUGCAGAAUUUAUUGAUUUUCUGAUACGUUUUAAACAGGUUUAUAAGGACUUUUGCAACACGACAUAUAUGUUUUUGGAUGUAGGAGAAAAAACUACAGAAUGGCGGUUUUAUCUCAAUUUUGAAAAAAAUAGGCAGAACAAAUUUUGUAACUGGGCAACUCUUGUUUUUUUUUUGGCUCAAGUUUCUACUUUUCAUGUGAUAUAUUUGUUUUAUACAAUAAUAAAAGAGACCAAAUUUGAGCAUAUUUGAAGCUAUGAGUUAAUUGUUUCGAUAUUACAAAAAGUUAUUAUUAUAGUUUUAAUUGUGAGAUUUUAAGAUAUGAGAGUCUUCUUUCAACUUGCAUUUUUGAUAGAUAAUUUACCAUUUUCUUUUUGAUCACUGUUGGUAGUUGUUAUAACUAAGACACUGUAUUUUUAUAAUUUUUAAUAUUUUUUUAAAUAAAUAAUUU